This is a messenger RNA of Metarhizium album ARSEF 1941, 1332 nucleotides long. RefSeq lists its product as uncharacterized. Gene Ontology annotation, biological process: regulation of transcription by RNA polymerase II. The transcript is spliced from 4 exons. Gene Ontology annotation, cellular component: SAGA complex. Gene Ontology annotation, molecular function: transcription coactivator activity. Bases 1 to 1332 code for a protein of 443 amino acids. The record is from RefSeq and is a predicted model, not a curated record. Lineage: Eukaryota; Fungi; Ascomycota; Sordariomycetes; Hypocreales; Clavicipitaceae.
AUGCCGGACAUCGACCCCGCGGCUUUGAGCCGUCCGACCGUCAGCCUGUCGACCCCGACUCUAUCCAACAAGACUCUGUCCAUCACUGCGCCUGGCUCGGGAAAGCCUGUCAAGACCAGCCAGAUCAUCCCCGCCCGCAUUGACCUGGAGCCGCUGUACUCCGCGCUCAAGGGCGCCAUUGGCGGCGAGAAAUGGCUGGUCUAUAAGGAGUCGACGGCCGAGUUCUUGAUCGGCCGCCUCAGUCAGGCCGAAUACUCGGAACGAAUAGAUGUCAUCCUCGCCGACAGCAAUGGCGAGAAGGACCAUCUUCACAACCAACUCAUCGCCGGUAUUCUCGGCAAUGUCACACGAGAAAUGCCCGACCAGGGCCUGGCGCCUUGGGUCAGCGCAAACGACAAGCCCAUGCCCGGCGCCGGCAGUAAGCCCGUCACGGGUGAUGCCGCCGAAAGAAGGUUGAAGGGCGAGGUGAUGCAACUACCACCUCGAGAUCGCAGGCGCAUAAAAGACCUGGCCCAGAACGAUUAUGACCCACACGAUAGCCUAUCAAACCUCUUUACAGAGACACUCCGUAAACCAUCAACAUCGGUCGAGGCCGUCCCAAGCACGGCAACUGGAAUUAACAAUAUGAACUUUGACUUGGAAAUCAGAAAACGAUUUGCACAGCCGUUGGCGGUUGAGUCUGGCGAGUUUCCAGAUGUCGGCGUCGUGACGGGGCGCAUGUUACCACUCUGCUACGAGGCGGGACUUCCCAGUGGCCACGCAACGGACGCGCCGCAACUCGUCUCCGUGGCCACCGAAACCUUCAUCAAAGAGGUGUUGACGCAGAUAUUCAGUCGCACGCGUAGCAACGGUCCUGGUGACUCUGGCAACGCGAGCUGCGGCAUCGGCACGACGUGCAUUCAAACACACAAGUACAAGAAACAGCUGCGUCAGGAGGAAGAUGCAGCUCUCCGCGGCGAGAUCACGCGGGAUAAAGGCGGCCUACUUCCCGUCGAAGCCAAAGCUGCCAGCGAACGCGGCCCGCUCGGCACGGCUGACCUGAGACUGACACUCGAAAUAGCGGAUGCAGGCAUGGCUCAGUUCCCUGCCCUCUUGACGCAGGUCAUUUUCGGGUACCGCGAAGGUGAGCUUGAACACUGGGAGGACUAUACGUGGUAUUACCACGAACCCCCAGUGGUGGAGGAAGUUAUAGAUGGCUAUGAUGCCAGCCAUGCCGUCAACGGAUACGCAGACGCUAUGGAUGUGGACCAGGAAACGUGGUGGGAUGGAGCUGACACCAACGAUACGGAUAUGCUAGAUGGCAUCCUGGACUCCUGUCUUGCCGUGGGAUGA